AUGGAGCCCACCAUCCCUGUGCCUCCUCAGACUUCCAAGAAGGCCUCCAAGAAGGCCUCCAAGAAGGCCUCCAAGAAGGCCUCCAAGAAGGCCUCCAAGAAGGCCUCCAAGAAGGCCUCCAAGAAGGCCUCCAAGAAGGCCUCCAAGAAGGCCUCCAAGAAGGCCUCCAAGAAGGCCUCCAAGAAGGCCUCCAAGAAGGCCUCCAAGAAGGCCUCCAAGAAGGCCUCCAAGAAGGCCUCCAAGAAGGCCUCCAAGAAGGCCUCCAAGAAGGCCUCCAAGAAGGCCUCCAAGAAGGCCUCCAAGAAGGCCUCCAAGAAGGCCUCCAAGAAGGCCUCCAAGAAGGCCUCCAAGAAGGCCUCCAAGAAGGCCUCCAAGAAGGCCUCCAAGAAGGCCUCCAAGAAGGCCUCCAAGAAGCUGGGGGUGCUGGGGGUAAGACCAGGCAGCGUCAUCUGGAGCCCGAGCCUGGCCCCAGUUCCAGGUCUCCAGCUGCACACACACCAGCUUCCUAAAAAGAUACGGCUCGAGGAGCUGUUGGCAGCUGGAGGUGCUUGGGGUAAGACCAGGCAGCGUCAUCUGGAGCCGGAACCUGGCCCCAGUUCCAGGUCUCCAGCUGCACACACACCAGAGACAAAAAGAGUUCAGAUUAUUGCUGGUGAUCAUGGUGAGAAUGUAACAAUAGUUGAAUGUGGAGAUGCUGCAAUUGCAAGUAUCCCACCUAUAAUUCUGUUCAGAGGAAUGCUGUGUAAAAAUGAAAAGCAUUAA
Messenger RNA from Schistocerca americana (American grasshopper), 762 nucleotides. Its product is annotated as late histone H1-like. NCBI's taxonomy places the organism in Eukaryota, Metazoa, Arthropoda, Insecta, Orthoptera, Acrididae. The coding region runs from base 1 to 762 and encodes 253 amino acids. The record is from RefSeq and is a predicted model, not a curated record. The transcript is spliced from 6 exons.